Messenger RNA from Mesorhabditis spiculigera, 687 nucleotides. Lineage: Eukaryota; Metazoa; Nematoda; Chromadorea; Rhabditida; Rhabditidae. The record is from the annotation of a GenBank genome assembly.
AUGCCGAGCGCCGGUCCGUUGGCCAUCAGUUCGUACGCGUGUACGUCGGAAUAUCCGCUACAAGAUAUCAUCCUUCGCAUCGAUGCCCCCUACGCCAAUUUGUAUAGCGACAACGACCCGAAUAAACCCCUUUCCCCUUCUUCAAUCAUCAAAAGUGUCAAGACGCUGUUUGAGAAGCCGGCUCCCCUGAAACGCGUCCGAUUUUCUGAUGAUAAUGGAGCUGAUCUCUGCACAGUUUGGAGCUACGAAAAGCAAGAACCCCGCCGCCAUACCAUGGACAUGAACUACCGCUACUACCAGCCGAAUAACCAGGGGAGAAUCGUAUGGCAAAUCCAGCGCGGCCCCAGGAACGAGCCGGCGGAAGCUAAGAUCUCCCUCGAAAAAUUGGAAAUUCAAGACGGCACCUCUCCAAAAAUCUGCGGAAUUAUAAAGAUCGCCAACCUCGGCUUCAACAAGGACGUCCAGCUACGCUAUACUACUAAUGACUGGUUCUCCAGCCUCGAUCACCCAGCAAAAUAUUCCGCAUCUCCGAGCGCCGACUACGAUCUUUUCGAGUUUACGAUGGAUCUGCCGAGCCGCAAUUCGCAUCCCCGCCUCGACUUUUGCCUAUUUUGCGACAUGGAAGGCGCUCGGCACUGGGAUUCCCGGGAUUCACUGAACUACUCGCUGACGUGGAGCAGGGCGAAA